Molecule: messenger RNA, 1734 nt
Organism: Owenia fusiformis
Lineage: Eukaryota; Metazoa; Annelida; Polychaeta; Sabellida; Oweniidae
Source: the annotation of a GenBank genome assembly
CGAAAAUCAACGGGCCAUGUCUGUGUCCUGUCUUUCCAGCGUCUAUAAUUAUAAUUCAUAAUUAAAGCGGCUUCGAAAACAACCAAGAUAUAAGUAAAAUAAAUGACACUAAUUAUCUUUGUUGUUUGGACAUUUGGUCUCAAUCCCCGGGUCUCAAUCACCAGUAUUAGUGAAACUCCUGCGACUUUGAUGAGAUUCCUAAAUAGAGAGGCGGAGUUUUCCCACACUUCUCUCAGGUAGGAAUACAAUAGCGAAGUCGUGUGCCUAUGUCAAUCACUCAUGUUGUUCUGAAGUUUAAACCAAUCAGAUUACACAUGGCGUCUUACCAGACUUGAUGACCCCUUCUGAUUGGUCAACAGUGAUGGAACGUCUCGUGGGAAAGUGCGUCCCAAAUAGCGAUACACACGAUGGCCACAGGUAUAUAUCUACAGGUAUCUCGGUUGUAUAUCAUAAUAAUCAAUAUACUUGUCGACAGCACAACUAGCUCGAGCCAAAAGUUAACACACACACUCGUCAAAAUGUCUGAGAAAGCAAUGCUACAAAUAGAAGAAAAUAGAAUGCAGAAUCAAAGAAAGAGUAACAAACCAUUGAUGGAGAAGAAAAGACGUGCACGAAUCAACAAUUGUCUCACAGAGUUGAAAUCGCUCGUCUUGUCAGCAAUGAAAAAAGACCCAACAAGAUUCUCUAAACUCGAAAAAGCUGAUAUCCUUGAAAUGACAGUACAGCACUUACGCAAUAUACAGAGACACCCCGUGUCAAUGUCUAAAGAUGUCGCUUCCUCCAACAAAUACACAGAAGGCUUCAACAAAUGCGCUGGGGAAACAAUUCGUUAUUUGGAUUCGUCCGAGAAUACUAAGGAGAUCGAUGCUCAAACCAGAUCUCGCCUAAGUGGACAUUUAUCUUCGUGCAUGACCGCCUUGCGUCAACAGAAUAAACAGAAUAUUCAGGAACAAACCGUGACAUCAUCCCUCCAACAGCCGUUGAACAUACAGAUACCAAGUCCAACAUUGCGACUUAUGACACCACCCCCUACAGCCAGUCCCGAACCAAACAACCAAAGUCUACCCGUUACAUUGCCCUCUGGUCAAUGUGCAUAUCUGGUUGUUGGAAACACAAACAUUGUUCCGGUGGCACAAGUAUCGCCAUCUUUCGUUAAUGGCUUUGGAAAUGCCCUCGUAGUGGCUGCUCCUAUAGACAAUGUACAUCAGGUUCUACGACCGAUUCACCAAAAUGAUGAGCAAAAGACACUGAACAGAAGUUACACACCACCGCAAACCACCGUCCCCAACCUUGUAUCGGUCAGCCCCAAGACUGAUUCGAUGUGGAGACCGUGGUAAUACAACAAUAGAUUCAUUGAUGGGACGCUCGUACCAUAUACUGCUGGCAGUUUGGGAUUUUCUUGGUCCAAACGAUUGUUCAUGAACUGCAUAAACUGAAUCAAAAUACUCAUAUCUUAUCAUGUUUACAAUGUCAACUGCUGUUAAUGUUUGCCAAUGGCUCAGUGUUUGUUAGAUGUAUUUUAAGUUUCUGAACGCUGGCGUUCAGAUUUGUAUUGUCAACCAUGUUAAAGAAUGUGAAGAAAAAAUAAAACCAAUCCAAAAAAUAAAAUAAAAUAUGAAAAAUUAUUAAAUUUGUAUUUUUAUUCUCUUCUAUUGAUAAAAUGUACAAUGCCCCAGUUCAGGCAUUACACCUUUGUAUUGCAAGCGAAUGUUUUGAAAUGAAAAACGUCAAUCC